UAGUGUCAUUUGUAUUUCUGAUUACCUGUGUUUUAACAGUGCACAGUGCAACAUAUCUGGUCUCUUUAAAUGUCAGAGCGAAAUUAGGUCGUUCCACUCCGCUGUGCUUUUCAAUCGAAUUGACGUAUUAAUCGAAAUGUCCGGCUCAGCGAGCCGCGCAUUAUGAGUGAAUGCUACAGAAGUGACCACUUUUUCGAGGUGUUCAUCUCAUAGUUUGACGUCGUAAACUUUAAUACAGAGAAUGGGUUGACGCCCAAGUAGAUCUUCUCAGGCCCUGGAUAAUUAAAUUAAGCUUAUUUGUCAGAUAUUAUCGGUGGAAUUUGGAUGGCUUUCUCCAACAGGCAAAACCUAACAUCAUAGCAUCAAAGAUACGCUACCUGAGAUGGAUCAGGAUGUGAUUAAUUUGUUUGCCAUUGCGGCGGGGACAAUGGCGAUUCCUCUUCUGCUUUUCAUGGCCUCGUUUCUCCUCUGGCCAUCUUCUCUCAUCAAAGUCUACUACUGGUACUGGAGGCGGACCCUGGGGCUGCAGGUGCGCUAUGCGGACUGCGGUGGCUACCGGUUUUGCUACUCGUGCAGAGGGAGACCAGGACACAGGCCAUCCAUUCUCAUGCUUCAUGGCUUCUCUGCUCACAAGGACACCUGGCUAUCUUUGGUUAAGUAUUUGCCGAAACACCUACACUUACUUUGUGUGGACAUGCCAGGCCACGAGGGCACCACUCGCACAAAUAUAGACGACUACUCCAUCCCAGGUCAAGUAAGGAGAAUACGCCAGUUUGUAGAAUGCCUUCGACUUGACAGGAAACCAUUCCACUUGGUGGGCACUUCAAUGGGUGGUAACGUGGCGGGGGUGUACGCAGCCACAUACCCUGCUGAUGUCUGCAGCAUCACCCUCAUCUCUCCAGCCGGCAUUAAGUACCCGUGUGAGACCAAGUUUGACAACCACAUUCAGGACUUUGAGGACAGCCACUACACCCUGAACAUCCCCCUCAUACCCACCACCCCCGAGGAGAUGGGGGACAUGCUCAAGCUCUGCUCUCAUGUCAGAUUCAAAGUCCCCCAGCAGAUCCUCCAAGGAUUGGUGGAUGUGAGAACUCCUCACAAUGAUUUUUAUCAAGAAGUGUUUAUGGAGCUUGUGGGAGAAAACUCAAGAUUUGCCUUACAUGAGCAUAUGCACCUAAUCACAGCUCCUUUACAAGUAAUUUGGGGUAAACAGGAUCAGAUUGUAGAUGUUUCAGGGGCCACAGUGAUUGCUGAGACAUUGCCUGGGUGUCAGCUUGACUUGUUGGACAACUGUGGCCAUUCUGUGGCGAUGGAGCGACCAAGCAGAACAGCCAAACUUUUGCUAGACUUCAUUAUCUCCCAGCAGAACAUACGAAGUGCCAGCAAUAAGAAGAAAUGCUGAACAGCUCAGUGAAGAAGUGUUUUCUGUGUUAUUUAUACUGGGUUUUAUUUACAUCUAAGUAUAACCACCCUUUUGUUUGAUAGUUUUUUCCCCGAAAUUGUUUCAGUUGAAACAUUGGUCCUAUAAAGGUACACAAUAAACAUAAUUCAGCGUAUGGA
This is a messenger RNA of Clupea harengus (Atlantic herring), 1560 nucleotides long. RefSeq names its product abhydrolase domain containing 6, acylglycerol lipase b (gene abhd6b). The record is from RefSeq and is a predicted model, not a curated record. Gene Ontology annotation, biological process: acylglycerol catabolic process. NCBI's taxonomy places the organism in Eukaryota, Metazoa, Chordata, Actinopteri, Clupeiformes, Clupeidae. Gene Ontology annotation, molecular function: monoacylglycerol lipase activity. Gene Ontology annotation, cellular component: membrane; AMPA glutamate receptor complex.